Messenger RNA from Desarmillaria tabescens, 1701 nucleotides. RefSeq names its product cytochrome P450. Bases 1 to 1701 code for a protein of 566 amino acids. The transcript has 10 exons. NCBI's taxonomy places the organism in Eukaryota, Fungi, Basidiomycota, Agaricomycetes, Agaricales, Physalacriaceae. Gene Ontology annotation, molecular function: heme binding; oxidoreductase activity, acting on paired donors, with incorporation or reduction of molecular oxygen; monooxygenase activity. The record is from RefSeq and is a predicted model, not a curated record.
AUGGCGUUCUUGUCGUCCACUGAAGCAACCGUCAUUCUCAUUCUGUCAGCGCUCUACGUGGCGUUCGUCCAGUCACGAAAGACCGGUUCGCGGACGCUCCCUCCUGGUCCAUCCAAAAUCCCAUUCUUUGGGAAUUUGUUCCAGGUACCCGUGUUGAGACCAUACCCCAAGUUUAGAGAAUGGGCUUUGAAGUACGGUCCCAUCUAUCACCUUCGUCUCGGACCCCAGGAUGUCGUCGUCUUGAACACCGCCGAGGCUGCUGAUGAGCUGUUUGUGAAUCGCAGUAAAUCUUUUUCCAGCCGCUCUCCUCCACAUGUAGCACACGAUAUCAUGAGCGCGGGGCAGCGACUGGUGUUUUUGCCUUAUGAUAGGGAAUGGAAGGUCGCGAGAAAAAGUUUGCAUUCAUCUAUCGGGCCCCAGGCGUCCAAAAAGCUGCGGCCAUCUCAGCAUCUCGAAUCAUGCGUCCUCCUGAAUGAUAUCCUCUCACACGGCAACUAUAGUGUCGAGCAAAAACUCAAGGAAGGACCCGACGGCGUUGUCCCUGAAGAGCACUGGUUCUCUUUGAUACGCAGAUACACAACCAGCAUCGUGAUGACGGUAACAUAUGGCAAACGAGCUCACAAGAUUUUGAACAACCAUCGGCUACACAAAAUAUACGCGGUCCUGGCCAACUUUACCACGGUCGGACAGCCAGGAAAUUACCUUGCAGAUGCCUUUCCCAUCCUCCGCAAGCUCCCUGAUGUCCUUGCUCCAUGGAGAAUCAAGGGCCGGGAGAUGCAUGAAUGGGAAAUGGAGUUGUGGGGCGGUCUCCUCGAUGACAUACAAGCCGACAUCGACAAGGGCGUCUCCGUUCCCUGCUACGUCGGCACUUACCUCAAACAGCGCGCUGAAAACGGCCAUGCCGAAGCUCCGGGAUGUGGGCUCACCGAAGAUGGUUGGCUCCGUGACAAGCUCCUUGCUUACACUGCCGCAACUGUCCUGGAAGCCGGGUCUGAUACGACAGCCAGCACGAUGCAGUCAUUCAUCUUAUUCAUGCUCAGCCACCCGGCUGUCCUCGAGAAAGUCAGAGCCGAAAUCGAUAGUGUCGUGGGCCCAGACCGUAUGCCGACAUUUGACGACGAACCCAAUUUGCCGUACUUUGUGGCGUGUAUCAAGGAGACGCUGAGGAGGAGGCCGCCGACGAUUAUGGGGAUUCCGCACAGCGCGGAUGAGGAUGAAGUCUACAAUGGAUACUUUAUCCCCAAGGGAGCGACCGUUAUCGGAAAUGUAUGGGCUAUUCAUAUGGACCCUGCACGUUAUCCCAAUCCUACUGCAUUUCAACCGGAGCGGUUUUACGUCCCCGGAAAGCCCACUCGCUGGGCAAGCGGACCGGACCAGGACCGUGAUCACUACGUCUUUGGCUGGGGUCGCCGUUUCUGCCAGGGCAGCUACAUCGCCGAAGCCUCUCUCUUCAUUGUGCUCUCUCGCCUCCUGUGGGGUAUCGACUUCCAGGCCCCCAUUGAUGAGAAGACUGGCAAACCGAUUAUCCCAGAUAUGGCGGACGACGAACGCACAUUCUCGGAUGGAUUCGUGAGCAUUCCAAAGUUGUAUAACAUCUCGUUCAAGCCGAGGUCGGAGAAGUGUGAGAGGAUCAUCAGGAAGGCGUGGGAUGAGGCACAAGCGGCUUGGGAGGAGACGGGGAUGAUGCCGGAUGAACGGUAA